Gadus macrocephalus (Pacific cod) is the source of this 1435-nucleotide messenger RNA. RefSeq names its product cytochrome P450 27C1-like. Gene Ontology annotation, cellular component: mitochondrial inner membrane. Gene Ontology annotation, molecular function: heme binding; monooxygenase activity; oxidoreductase activity, acting on paired donors, with incorporation or reduction of molecular oxygen. The record is from RefSeq and is a predicted model, not a curated record. Gene Ontology annotation, biological process: glucocorticoid biosynthetic process; cortisol metabolic process; cellular response to peptide hormone stimulus. Lineage: Eukaryota; Metazoa; Chordata; Actinopteri; Gadiformes; Gadidae.
GCUUUUCAGACUUAGCGGACUUUCUACCCAAACACAGAUUUUAAUUAGGUAGGCCUACCUAACGAAUUGGCUAAAUGAUGAAAUUAAGCACGAGACAUUUGGUUAGUAGGCCUAUAAGGCAUUACUUUUCUUUACGCGCGUUGCACAAGUCUGCAUCCAGCGAUGCGCCUCCGAUCACCGCGGCGAGGGAGGAGACCCUUCGCCCGGGUCUGAUCCGACCGGAGACCCUAUGUGUCCCGGGUGAAGACUCUCAAGGAGGCUAUCGCGACGGUUUUAGCAGAAUCCACGAGAUCCAGAUGGAGCACCGUCAGCAGUACGGGAAGAUUUUCAAGUCCCGCUUCGGCCCCCAGCUGGUGGUGUCCAUCGCUGCCCGCGACUUGGUGGCCCAGGUGCUGCGGGCCGAGGGAGCCACCCCCCAGAGGGCAAACAUGGAGUACUGGAAGGAGAGCCGUGACAUAAGGGGACGCUCCACCACACUCAUCUCUGCGGAGGGUGAGGAAUGGCUGAAGAUGCGUAGUGUGUUGCGGCAGCUGAUAUUCUCAGAGGAUGUGAACCUUGUGGUGGACGACCUGGUUAAGAGGGUCGGCUCCCUACGCAGCCGAUCAUCUGACGGGGAGUCUGUGGUCAACAUCAAUGACCUGUUCUUCCAGUACGCCAUGGAGGGAAUGGCCACCAUCCGGUAUGAAACUCAUCUGGGCUGUCUGGAGGAGGAGGUGCCAAAAGAUACGCAGGACUACAUCGCUGCUCUGCACCUCAUGUUCAGCUCCUUCAAGACCACCAUGUACGCCGGGGCCAUCCCAAAGUGGCUCCGGCCUGUCCUACCCGGGCCCUGGGAGGACUUCUGCAGCUCCUGGGACGGCCUUUUCAACUUCAGUCAAGUCCAUAUCAGUAAGAGGUUGGAGGAGGUCAGAGGUCAGACAGAGCGGGGGGAGGAGGUGAAGGGGGGUCUACUCACCCACAUGCUGGUUACCAUGGAGAUGAGCCUGGAGGAGAUCUAUGCCAACGUGACGGAGAUGCUGCUGGCAGGCGUCGACACGGUGUGUGUGUGAGAGAGGGUGUGUGUGUGUGAGAGAGGGUGUGUCAAUGGAUGGCCUGGUGUUGAAGUUUGGUUUCAGUCUGUGUCUGUGUCUGUGUGUGUGUGUGUGUGUGUGUGUUCUAGUGUUGUAUUUCAAGGAUUGUGUUUCUUUGGCGCCAAUAUCAGGGUUUCAGCCUGAGGUCAGCACAUACGCACACGUACAUUUACUCCACCGUUUAAGAUGUUCUCACCCAGAUCCAGUUUCUUGUCAUUUUGCCUGAGAUCCUCACAGGGUGGGACUUUUAUCUUGUUUUCAGCUCAAUGUGGUUUGUGUCACAUUCACGCACCCACACUAUUUUGCACUUGUGUAACAACUUUGUUAUACAACUUGUAUAACAACUUUGUUUACAAGUGCAUAGU